AUGAAGCUUCAAGUUAGUCGCCUUCUUAUGUGGCUACAGAUCAUUAAACAUAUUUUGAAAUUGAACUGGCGACAACUUCCACACAAUCAAUCUACCAAAGUUGAUCAGGAAUUCACUGAUCCAUCGAAUCUACAGCGACACAUUAGAACACAUCACGUUGGUGCACGCAGUCACGCAUGCCCUGAAUGCGGAAAGACAUUCGCGACAUCGUCAGGACUUAAGCAACACACACACAUUCAUUCAUCGGUGAAACCGUUUCAGUGUGAAGUUUGCUUUAAAGCUUACACACAGUUCUCAAACUUGUGUCGUCACAAGCGGAUGCAUUCUGAUUGUCGAAUGCAAAUAAAGUGCAACAAGUGUGGACAGAGUUUUAGUACUGUUACGUCAUUAUCAAAGCACAAACGUUUCUGUGACUCAACCGGACCCGGAGUUAAUCUUUCGAAUAAUCAACAAAGUCAACAGCAAUCCCAGCAAAUUCCAUCAGCGAUGACAACACCACCAAAUCCAUAUUUGAUGUUUCGCAAUCAUGCAUCGUUUUUCCCACCAGGAUUUUCUCCAUUCCCUGGUCUUCAGGGAAUUUUCCCACCAAAUCCCUCACAAGCACCGCACUUUCCUUUGCUAUUCCCAAAGCAAAACUUUGAAAUUCCAUCAAUGGAUGUUAUCGAUAGAAAGACACCAACUAAAUUAAAUGUGACACAAUCACACAAUAAUGGACAUAAAUUAUCACCAUCGCAAGCUGAUGAAGCUUCAACAAAUAUGAAACCAUCACCCGCUCGACCAGCGCCAUUAAGCAUUCAAAAUUUAAUCAAUAAACAUGAUAAGAAUAUCAAUAAUAAUAACACAAUCAAUAAUUUGAAUCAUUCCAAUAACUAUGUCAAACAUGAAUAUAAUAAAUCUGAAGCGGAUAUCGAAGAAGCAUCACCAAAUCGUAGAAAUCAUUCCAAUCGUAUUAAAGACGAACGCAAUGGAACUGUUGCCAAAAAUGGAAUGGAUCACUUCAACCGCAAACGUUCUUUUUCAAUGGACACGUCGAAUGAAAUCAAAAGUAACAAUCAGAGUGAUGCUGACAUCAAGGAUGGAACGACCUCAAACGAUGAAAGUCAAACGGAACAACCUCUCGAUUUGAGUGUUACCAAGAAAAGACCGCGUAAGAAAAGCCCAGUGAAGCAAGAGACUGUCACAAGUAAUGAGCAUGAGCGAACACCGUCACCCAAAAUUGACGUUCAAAAGGAUUCACCAUCGUCGUUUAUGAUUCAACACGCAAGUCCGUCACCAUCUAUUUCACCUCGCUCUUCUUCUUCACCGACACAAACACCUACACCAUCAUCCCCAGGACCACAACCACAUCAAAUGGCUUAUCCAAGGCCCAUUCAUCCUUUACUUUUGGAUGCCAUGUACCGACCUGGUGCCCUAAAUGCCUUUCAACGUCCUUUUCCUUUUUUAGGACCAAACUUCCGUGCAGGUUUCGACCUUCUUAGCCGAAACGGUGGUGGCUUUCCUUCAAAGUCAUUUCAUGAAGCAUUAAUGUCAGCUGGCGGCUUACCGACAACACCAAAUGCUUCUUUAUCACUUGGAAAUUUAAAUGGCAACGUUCCAAAGAAUAAAGAUCGCUACAGUUGUAAAUUUUGUGGUAAAAACUUUCCACGUUCAGCAAACUUGACAAGACAUCUUCGAACACACACGGGCGAACAGCCUUAUAGUUGUAAAUAUUGUGAACGAUCCUUCAGUAUUUCAAGUAAUUUACAACGUCACGUGCGCAACAUUCACAACAAAGAACGACCUUUUAAGUGUCCACUCUGUGAGCGGUGCUUCGGUCAACAAACAAAUCUCGAUCGACAUUUGAAAAAGCAUGAAGCUGACGCAGCUGGCAUUAGCAUUGGAAUGGGUGAUUCACCAUCAUCAAAUGAAGCUGAACGUGAAGACGCUUAUUUUGAUGAGAUUCGUUCGUUUAUGGGGAAAGUGACUUAUUCUGGCAAUCCUCAUUUAUAUGCACCGUUGGGAGAAACAAAUAUGGAAGCUGAUUUAGAUGAAGCGGCAAGCAGCAGUGACAACGACUUAAUAAAUAUUGAACACGAACAUAAUGACAAAGAUACAAUCAAUAAUAAUGAUCGAAUUGAAGUGACAACAUGA
Messenger RNA from Clunio marinus, 2130 nucleotides. Lineage: Eukaryota; Metazoa; Arthropoda; Insecta; Diptera; Chironomidae. The record is from the annotation of a GenBank genome assembly.